Penicillium daleae is the source of this 1401-nucleotide messenger RNA. Its product is annotated as tRNA-ribosyltransferase family protein. Lineage: Eukaryota; Fungi; Ascomycota; Eurotiomycetes; Eurotiales; Aspergillaceae. The transcript is spliced from 3 exons. Bases 1 to 1401 code for a protein of 466 amino acids. The record is from RefSeq and is a predicted model, not a curated record. Gene Ontology annotation, molecular function: tRNA-guanosine(34) queuine transglycosylase activity.
AUGGAUUCCGAACCUUCCCCAUCCCGCGAGAUGACAUUUAGCAUCCUGGGCUCUGCAGCGCCAGUGCUGGCCCCUCGAGUGGGCACAUUGGCCCUCGGCGGCCGCCAGACGAUUGCGACGCCAAAUCUCGUCCCGCUCACAUCGCGGGGUGCUGUGCCGCAUAUCUCGCAUGAUAUGGUGCGCAAAGAGACUGCAAUCAAUAGUCUGUAUGUCGGAUUAGAAGACUUCAUCGAGAGGAAACACCCUGCCCCGCUAUAUAAUGUCCCCGCCACCGCAAACGAGUCGCCCUUGAGGAAGUUUAUAUGCGCACAAGAUGAUGCGACCAUUCUUUUAGGCCCACGACGAUUCCCCGCGAUUGCAUGCCCUCCCAACAACACCGAGACCUCCAUCGCCAUCUCAACCUCUGUCGGGUUUCGGCAACUCGAGGCCCACGGGUAUAUCGAGGCCAUACAGAAGCUGAAACCCGACAUUGCCAUUGGUCUGGCUGAUAUGGUUCUCGGGAGACCCCCUGGUCUGAAGAGGCGAGGUAAGAUGGUCGACCGGACGCAUGCAUAUACUCGCGAUGCGCUGGAGCAUCUAUAUGGGGAAUCUGUGGCGGAGAAGUCAAAGGCCAAGUUCUUUGCGCCUGUGCUACCGCUGGACAACACACAGCAAUCUCUCUAUCUCGAUGACCUAGAGGGUGAGUUCAAGGAUCGCAUCGCAGGACUGGCGCUGUACGAGUCAGCCUCGUUGGGCUAUAUCUCCGAAGCCCUGGGCGACCUACCUCGAUUAUUGCUGAGUGAUCCAUCAAGCCCUCACGAGGUACUUCGCGAGAUCUCACUCGGUGCAGACCUUUUGACCGUCCCGUUCCUGCAGGGAUGCUCAGAUGCUGGGAUUGCGCUGGAUUUCGCAUUUCCUGUCCCAGCGGCUGUACAGGCUCGGGGAGAGCCUCAGCCACUUGGACUUGACCUCUGGUCAUCGGAACAUGCUAUGGAUAUCUCUCCAUUAGUCAAAGGGUGUGAAUGCUACGCAUGCCGGAACCAUCAUCGUGCCUACUUUAAUCACCUGCUGCGCGCAAAGGAGAUGGCGGCGUGGGCUCUGCUCCAAAUGCACAAUCACCAUGUGAUAGAUCGUCUCAUGGCGGGUGCGCGAGACAGCAUCCAGCGUGGGACUUUCGAAGAGGACGUCAAGGCAUUCCACCGAGCAUACGUCGCUAAUUUGCCAGACCGAACGGGCGAGGGUCCUCGACUACGCGGUUACCAGAUGCCGGCCGCUGGACCUCAUCAGCCCCGGCGUAUGCCUAAAGUAUACGGCCGUCUCGAUGAUCUCUCGCAGAAAUUCGCCGAGUCUCAGUCGUCCGUUGCGACUCCAGAUACGGACGCUGAGGGACUCGAGAAACACGGGUUUGCGGAGAGAAUCUAA